ACUUCAACUCGGUUGCCCGACCAAAAACGAUCCGAGUGGUUCAGUGCGGUAGAAACCUCCUCGUUGGUUCGUUCGAAAGUUUCCCACGCGGCCCGCUGCUGCUCCAGUUCGUCACCUCGUGGUGUUGUGAACUUCUCAAUCGGAUUAAGUCACGGGCGACAUUUGAAUUUUUGGCGCGCGCUUCGGAUGUAUUGCGUCGAGACACGCAGGACAAUGAUCUAGACAUGCCGCAUGAUACCAUCGGAGGUCACGCCGAUGAUUGACGCUUGCAUGUAGGCCGGGGACUCGACUUGUUGUGGAACGGAUAAUCGCCGCCCAAUCCACGGAAGCCCGACCGGUUAUGGAAGGCUCUUACUUGAAGAAGCUGGGGUCAUUGGCGGUCCUGGUCACUUCGAUCCUUAUAGGUUCGACCAGCUGCCUCCGAUUGCACCAUCUCGACGUUCCACGGAGUGCACAGGUUGGCGAUUCCGUGUGGCUCAACUGCACAUAUGACCUCGAAAGAGAUGAUCUUUACGCGGUCAAAUGGUACUUCAACAAUACUGAGUUCUACCGAUAUUCGAACAAUAAAGCCGAUCACUUCGACGUUCCCGGAAUAACGGCUGACCGUCACAUAUCACUCGGAGGAAACGUGUAUCUGCUCAACGUCAAUCUCCAGGGCGAAGGGAUCUACAAAUGUGAGGCAACGGCUGGAAGCCCCACCUUCCAAACUGUCGAUAUGGAACAGUAUCUCGAAGUCUACAUGAUGCCAGAAGAAAAUCCAGCGAUUGCGGGAGUCAAACAUAAAUACGUCAUUGGAGACGUCGUCAACGUGACAUGCGAAUCUGCGAAGUCUAAACCAGCCACCAGACUCUCGUGGUACAUCAACGACAAACCGGCUCCGGUGUCAGCCUUGAUUCCUUACGAAGUUAUCCCUGGCUACAAUGGAUUGGAAUCUUCGUUGCUAGGCUUGCGUUUUAGACUUGACUCACCGAUCAUCGAGUCCACCGCAAAUCAUUUCAAGUUGUCAUGCGGCGGCGAAGUUCGCCGAGAGCGCUUAGUUGAGCAGCAAAUUAGAGUGACCCGUGGCAAAGGCUCAACUUCAGCGGAUUCAAACCCCUCCAUAACGUUCACUUUGCAAGGCGACUUGCUCAGUGCAACGUGCAUUGUACGGAACAGUAGCGACGCAAACCAGGUAACCUGGUACAUCAACAAUAGAAAGGUCGAAAGCAACGACACCCGUCGCAUGGUCCCGUACACACGUACGUUUCCUGUAGUGAGCGUCUACAGCGAAAUCGUAGUGCAAUUGUCCCGGCAGGAUCGCAGUCGUCCCGUACUCCGCUGCGUCGCGAUGCAGUCCCAUUUGCUAUGGAACGGCACCAAAGAGCGUAUCCUCAAGCUUCAAACACGCAGCGCAGGGUACUUUUUUCUAAAUGACGCUCCGUAUCCGGCUCGUUCAAGUACCGCCACAUUAUUCAUGGCGCUGAGCCUUCUCCUGCUCGUGACGGAAUUCCUCGGAAUUUGAGCGAUACCGUUGAUUAUCGACGAACCAUUCGUAGGCUAACA
Molecule: messenger RNA, 1542 nt
Organism: Galendromus occidentalis (western predatory mite)
Lineage: Eukaryota; Metazoa; Arthropoda; Arachnida; Mesostigmata; Phytoseiidae
Exons: 8
Coding region: 341-1501 (386 amino acids)
Source: RefSeq, a predicted model, not a curated record